Molecule: messenger RNA, 683 nt
Organism: Caenorhabditis angaria
Lineage: Eukaryota; Metazoa; Nematoda; Chromadorea; Rhabditida; Rhabditidae
Source: the annotation of a GenBank genome assembly
AUGGAUCAAAUCUUGUUUUUAUCAAUGAGUUCUGCAAAAAACAUUAUACUAAUUGUAUAUAAUAUUGUUUUCGCAAUUAUAAUUGCUAUAUCAAUGAUUACUUGUGUUGUGGCAAGAAUUGAGAAGGACAAACCAUGCUCGAAAUCAUCAGCUGUUUCCGGUUCUCAAUCUGCAACACAUACCACUACAAAAUCACCAGUUCCAACAUCGGAUAACAAAAAUGUGAAGAAUAAAGAGGAGAAGAAGAGUAGUAAGAAAAUGUUUAAAAGUAGUAAGAAAAUUUUGUCAUACAAAAAAGUGGAAGAAAAAGAGAAAAAUGAAACAGGAGAUGGGACAGGAACAGGUAUGUUGAGAUUUUUGAUUUGACAAAAUAGUUAUUUCUAGAUGGUGGAGAUGGAAUGAUGUAUGAUGAAGAUGGUAAUGUUACUGGAAUGAAACAUGAACAAACAGUUCGAAUUGAAAUGGUUGAUGAUGCUUCAAAAACUCGUUCAACUCGAAGUAUGCUUCCAAAUAAUAAUAAUAUUGACACAACGGGUUUGUUGCUCUAUGAAGUAGAUGAAAAAGGGGAGAAACAAUCAGUAAUGGAAACUGCCAGAAAAUCGGUCAAAGAAAACAAGCCGCAAAAGAGUUUGAAUCUUGAUCCGACACAAGAAGAUGUACAUGGCUCUGAACUUGCUAAUUAA